Aricia agestis (brown argus) is the source of this 964-nucleotide messenger RNA. RefSeq names its product vegetative cell wall protein gp1-like. The transcript has 3 exons. Bases 52 to 822 code for a protein of 256 amino acids. The record is from RefSeq and is a predicted model, not a curated record. NCBI's taxonomy places the organism in Eukaryota, Metazoa, Arthropoda, Insecta, Lepidoptera, Lycaenidae.
UGGAACACUUAAAUAUGGCGGGCGUGCGUUGGGAGUAGAGUAGAGGCAAUCAUGGGGCGAUCGGUAGCUUUGGGAUUCAUAGCGCUCAUAGCGUCGUCAUUGGCGGCACCCGCGCCCCAGUACCCAUGCUGGCCCGAUCCGUGCCCGGAGCCCUGUCCGGAGCCGGACCUCUGCAACCCCUGUCAGCCGGACCCCUGCAACCCCUGUCAGCCGGACCCCUGUAACCCCUGUCAGCCGGACCCCAGCGACCCCUGCCAACCGGAGCCGUGGCCGCAGCCUCUACCGGAACCAUGCCCCGACAACAACGAUCCAGCGCCAAACCCCUGCGGCAACGGACCUAUCAGGGUGCUGGUGCCCCGCUGUGAUAUCAAAGAUCGGCUGACGAGCGCCGGUUUCCGAGCGCUGCCCAUGAACGGUGGAGUGCUGUACGUGAUGAACCAUCCCGACCUCGUCAUCACGCCUCCGCCCAUCCUGGUGCGGCAGCAACCCCUGGCUCCGAUCCUCCCGCCGGCAAUCAACGUCCAACCGAAGCAGCUGGGUCCGAUCACCCCACCUCCGAUCUGCGUGCGUCCCGCUCCGAUUCCACCGAUCACUCCACCACCGAUCUGCGUCCGUCCGGAGCCUCUAGGCCCUAUCACUCCUCCCCCCAUCGUCGUCAAGCCUCCAUGCCCGCCCCCGGUCAACCCCAAUCCCAUCACCAUCUGCCAGCCCGACCUACCACCAAUCCAGCCUCCUCAGAUAGUGGUGCGUCCACCCAGUCCUCCCAGCAUCCAAACGCCUCAACUGUACCUCCGACUGUGCCAGUUGGCUAGGCAGCAGUAAACCUUGGCAUAUCCCCAAGAAAAUGCAUCAGCUAUGUAUUUAACCCAUUUACCUUGUGUGUAGCAGCAGGUACCCAGUAUGUUUCGUGUUUUUUAUGUUUGUAAAUAUGGCGUGUUUCAGUUGGCAAUAAAUUACUAUCAUG